Molecule: messenger RNA, 1518 nt
Organism: Colletotrichum aenigma
Lineage: Eukaryota; Fungi; Ascomycota; Sordariomycetes; Glomerellales; Glomerellaceae
Product: putative transcriptional regulatory protein
Exons: 5
Coding region: 1-1518 (505 amino acids)
Biological process (GO): positive regulation of transcription from RNA polymerase II promoter by galactose; DNA-templated transcription
Cellular component (GO): nucleus
Molecular function (GO): DNA-binding transcription factor activity, RNA polymerase II-specific; RNA polymerase II cis-regulatory region sequence-specific DNA binding; zinc ion binding
Source: RefSeq, a predicted model, not a curated record
AUGCAGACCAGUGGUUUGGUUGACCUGUUCGAUGACACUCGUCUCGUGAACGAGGUGUGUGCCUGGGCUCAACAAGACCAUAGAUCGCAAGACGUUGCUUCCGCAGCUUUCUACCUAGUCCUUGCGAUAGGAUAUCAGUCUGCAGAGGAAGAUCUGGCAUCUUCUUACUUCGAGUAUGCGCGCAACACUGCACUUACCAAUCUCAGUGGCAACAUCAACGUCCCAACUAUCCAGACCUUUAUUCUAGUUACUCUAUACAUGUUAGGCUCUUGCCAGAUGAAUGGGGCAUUCUUGUUCUUUGGAAUCGCGGUAAGGGCGGCAUAUUCAAUCGGAAUUCACCGUACAGAAAUCAACUCUCGCUUUGGGCCCGACAUUCAAAGACAGCGAGAUCGUCUUUGGAAGAGCUUGCGUGUACUGGACCUCUUUCUGAGUACAUCCAUGGGCAGGCCCCCAGCAACGUCUGAUGUUGACUGUAGCGUUCCAUACCGCGGAGCGGACGAUACAACUGGACAAGAAGCAUUCGACCUUCUUAAUGCCUCAGCUCAAAUAUUUCUCAUCACUGAAGGUAUUGUCGUCGAAGUGUAUUCGCGGAAAAAGGUCUCCUACCAGUUGACAGAGGGUAUCUCAAGACAGCUGCGGGAUUGGUCUGUCCGGUGGCUCCAACGUUUGAAAGACGUUGUGUCCAAAUCGUUGGACGGGGAGGACCCAAGCAAGGUCACCGGUGCUAGCCAAGUAUUAUGCUCAUACUAUUACGCUGUGAUUCUAGUCUCGCGACCAUUUCUUAUGUACGAGCUUCACAAGCGCUUGACGGAAGGAUCCGCUGGUGGCUCGGCCAGUCGAUCUGGUCUGGUCUCUGGCAAAUCGAAGCUCGCCGAUGCUUGCAUAGAUGCCGCAAGCUUCAUGGUCGACAUACUGGUUGGCUUGACUGAGAGGCAAUACUUGAAUGGACAAAUGCCACUUAUCGUGUCGUGGCUUUUUGCGUCCUCCCUUAUCCUGGGUGUCGGUCUACUGGGGUCCUUCGGCCGCAUCCUCGAAAAGUACACCCGGAACGCAAUCAUGGUGCUAGAGCAUUUCGCAAAGAAGGAUGCCCAUGCUUCGCAGUACUCUCUUAUUGCAAAGUCGCUUCUCAACGCUGCACUAGAUUACCUCGAAAAGAAGGAGCUAGAGGAGCGUCUUCAGAGGACGGAAAGCUCGUCACAGCUGUUUGGGCUAGUACCGCGGGACAACGUGGACUCUGAGCAAAUCGCCCAUUCUUCUGUUCAUGAUGCUGUUCCGGGACUGGGGCAAGACCGCCAAUCGGCAGUCAAGACCAAUCCCGUCUCUGGCUUUUUGGGCCUAGGUUCGCCGUCUUUCGCAGACAUGGAUACCUCGUUUUUGAGUCUGUCAAAUUCGCUCCCGAGGACACCAGAUUUGUCAAUCCUUGACGGGAGGAAUGACGGAGAUCAUGGAUUUGGAGACCUUAAUUUGUUCCAGCUUCUCGAUGGGGACGGCCACAUCGAUCUUGGUCCGUACAUAUAG